AUGAACGCGGUGUGGCUCUCGAGCCUGGAGCGCGACCUCAUGGUGGCUCAGAGCCAGCCUGACCUCCGGCCACGAACGUCGGCGGGCGAGGCGCCGCGUCUCCGGAAAGGCGUAAGCACCAAGCAGCUGCGGCCUCUCUCGGUCUCCAAGGACGACGAAACACGCAUGCGCAAGAAGAAGCUCGACGACGGCGAGGCGUGCUGGCGCGCAUGGUGCGACGAGAAGAACGAGCGCAUUAGAGAAGAGAAGGCCAAGGAACGCGCCAAGGUGCGCGAGGCCGAGCAAGCCGAGCUCAAAAAAGCCAAGCUCAAAGCGCAGAGUGAAGCGUCGUUUGACGAAUGGAAGCGCGUCAAAUCGCAAGAGCGUGCAGCCCGAAGCGAAGCACUCGCCAGAGACCAAGCGGCCCAACGCGAGCUCGUCAAGCAGGUCGAAACCAUUCGGCUGGCGAACGUUCAGAGCCACCUCGAGGCCAUCGAGCGUGUCAAGCUCCUCACCGCCAAGCGCCGCGCUGCAACGCCGUCCAUGAAGAAGCGCAAGAAGAAGUCGCCGCCCGUGUUUCUCCACCCGAGCUUGCCCGUCGCAUAUAUUGCAAACCAAGAUGAGAUUGCGACGCGCAUGGACAACCUCGUUGCUUCGCUCUCGGCGACCCCCGAGAUUGAGAGCCACCAGGCUACGAUGGAAAGCCAGCGCUACAUGACCCAGCUGCACAGCCAGAGCGCGUACCGUGCCGACUCGCUCCAGCAACUGCGCUUCUGGGUCAAACCCACGCCCGAGAUUUACAUUCUUGCCUCGGUGCUCUACAAGAUUGUCGCGCUCGAGACGCCGUCGACGGUCCAGCUCGUGGACCGCUGGCGCUGGCUGCCAUGGACGAUUGUGCGAAGCGUCUUUCAAGACUCGCUCGUCGAGACGCUCCAAGCCGUCACGAUCGCGGACCUCGACCCUCGGUCGCUCGCACUGCUUUAUUUGCAUUGCGGCCAAGCCACGUUUUCGAUGGCCGCGAUCGAACGACGGUCCGUCGUUGGGGCCGCGCUACGCAUGUGGGUACACAACGUCGCCGCAGUCCACGAGCUCGUGCAUCCAAGCUCGCAAGCGAUCCGGUCCAUCGACCAGCUCAAGCUGCAUAGUGUGAGUCUCCACGACAUUGCCCACGUUGUCCUUCUCUUGCACGUAUACCCGUACGUCAACGUGGCGCUCAAGUGCCACCACGUCAAGCAAAGUGUCAAGCAAGCGCGACUUCGCGAUGGCGACCUCUCGUUGCUGCGAGAGCUGUACGCGAUGCCCGAGCCAGCACCGCAUGUGGCUAUCGUUGAAGUUCCGCCGCCGAUACUCGAGCAGCCCGAUCCAUUUGCGCACUUUAUGGAGUUUGAGGCGCUACAGCCAGCACCAAAGCCAGUGCCCGAGGCACCAGCGCGGUCCAAGCUCGCGGCUCGGCUCGCCGCGCGGCUUCAAGAGCACCGCGAUCUCGUGCAUGAACAGCGCUCAACGCGCGAGCGGCGAGAGCAACCGAACGACGACGACCUCGAGAAUGACUUUGUCGUGGUGUACAAACUCGCGCUGCCCAAGACGGAGGACCCGACGACGCUCAACGUCAUCAACUACCUCUCGGUCAAGCGACGCGACUCGCUGAGCCAACGGUCGCAGCCGUGGGAUCCCACCGAGGCACGCAAGUCGGUCACGCUACGCAAGCCGUCGACCAAGAUGGUGCCACCGGUCUCGAGCAAAACGUCAACCAAGAGCCCGCUGCGACCGCGCGCCAAGCCCGCGCCGAUUCCAGAAGAGCGAGCAUCGUCUGCCAAAAGUAAGGCGCGCACCACCAAGCAGGACGACGACGUGCUCUUCUUCAACGACGGCUGCGCAGUCCAACGACCGCAUUCGGGUCGCACCAGUGAGACCCACGACGAACAAAGUCAAGACCUCGAUGCGCCGCCACUGGCUCAAGUUGUCAGUUGGAACCUGGAACGGCCUCGCAUCGACGAGCCACCUUCUCGCGCCGAGACGCCAAGCGUAGACAGAACAUCAGCAUCUCGAGACGCGACACCGCGCACCAUCUCUCCCAUGUCAACGCCAAGAGUCAUGCCAUUGUCGCUGGACUCGAAGCACUCGGCACUCCACGACGCGGAGCAAGAAGCCUUUCUUGACGCUCCACCGUCACGCGACAGCCACUCUCAUGGCGCUUUGGACGCAUAUGCAAGCCUCGACGAUACCCGAUAUGCGCGUGCGGACGCCAAUAUCGACAACGACACUGCAAUCAUCUGGAAUGGGCUGGCUGAAACCAGCGACGACACGGCCAGAAGCAACCAAGGCACGACUCAAAGCAACCAUGACACGGCCAGAAGCAGUAGCGACAGCGUCACGGAGCACGUGUCAGCACCCGUUCCCGCAGCGUCCCCCGACCCACCGCCGGCAGACGUGCUAGUGUCCGAAGAGGCACUGCUCCCAGACACUCCUCGCUCCGAGGGCGCAUGGGACGACAACGAGUCGUACGAAGCCGAUGAAGCGAUAGACCAAGACCAAGGCGUGUACGCUGGCGACGACGAGUUCCUCUCCGACACGGACGCCUAGGAGAUGCGAAGUGUGCGUGUGCAUAACAUAUAUUUAACCGCUU
This is a messenger RNA of Saprolegnia diclina VS20, 2605 nucleotides long. RefSeq lists its product as hypothetical. Lineage: Eukaryota; Oomycota; Saprolegniomycetes; Saprolegniales; Saprolegniaceae. Bases 1 to 2562 code for a protein of 853 amino acids. The transcript has 12 exons. The record is from RefSeq and is a predicted model, not a curated record.